Molecule: messenger RNA, 2575 nt
Organism: Nerophis lumbriciformis (worm pipefish)
Lineage: Eukaryota; Metazoa; Chordata; Actinopteri; Syngnathiformes; Syngnathidae
Product: somatomedin-B and thrombospondin type-1 domain-containing protein
Source: RefSeq, a predicted model, not a curated record
UACCUGUUUACAUUGCAUCAUCAAAGCUAGCGUACGCGUUUGAAGACACCAUUGAUUACUAUGAAUGCCAUAAAAUGGGAUCAGUGACAGAGGCAAGGAAAAACUCCCGUUGAUUUAAAAGAGGCACAUGUUUGUCAACAAACGCCUGGAAGCCAUGGCAACGGGGGUCAGGCGUUGCCAUCGGAGACAGCUACGGUUUACAUUCCUCAUAUAGACGAAAAGGAGGCGGGAUUCCCAACCGGCCGUCGUCUUGACGACCAAGACGAGAAGCACUUAAAGGCACUUAAAUGCAAGCAAUGCCUUAUUGUGUUGGUCUGCGUGAUGGACGACCACGUUCAGGUGCACUGAUGACCCCUCUACACCUACAUCCACCUGGCUUUCCUCCCCCCACUCCCACCCCGCUGUUUGAGUACACUCCAAGUAAGGAAUAUGAGUGGACUGUGGUCCAAAUGGCCAUCGGAGGUCACAGAUUGGGAAACAUGCAGGCGUGAUGCAAGGGCCCGUGAAGCAGGGAGGGCAGAGAAAACACUCCUCCCUUUCUGAGCCCGCAUUGUCUCCUCCUGAGUGUGCACACAUGCCAUAGGACGAGCGGAAGGAGAAGACCUGGGAGCGUCAUGGAGGAAUUUGAGGUCGCCGGGGGCCGUGCCACCUUCUUCUGGUCAUGAUCUGGCAGACAUCAACGUUCAUCAUGGCUUCCUCUGUGAAGUUCACCUACUUGUUGCUGCUGGUUUGCAGCCUGGGAAAGAAUCACAUGAUGUCUGGAGGAUGUUUGGGCAAAUGCUGUGGUGGCGGCAGAGACAUGAGCUGCACGUCCACGGACUGGAGGAUGGACCGGGUCUAUGGGACGUGUUACUGCGACCAGGGCUGCACCGCCACACAGGACUGCUGCUUCGACUACUUCACGCUGUGUCCAGCACAAGCCUGCUUGGUGAGCGCUUGGAGUUUCUGGAGCGGUUGUGCUGAGACGUGCCGGCCUUCCUUACGGCUCAGAAUCCGUCAAGUGGAGGAGCGGCCCAGCAACAACGGAGAGUCCUGUCCCAGCCUGCAAGAAAGAGCCGGCUGCAUGGACUACAGAGACCACCAAGGACAACCAUGUGGACUCAGCUCAGGUCCUGCAUUCAUCACCAGCAUGGAGUUUGGCAAAGGAAGACCCAAGCAGGACAGGAACGGAAGUCCUCUUGAUCCAGGUUUCUGUGUGGAAUUCUCCUUGGAGUCCCGCUCACCUCACUGCACGGUGGAGAACAGGCCACACACACACUGGAUGCGCUACUUCACUGAGGGCUUUACCGUGUGUGUGGUGUGCCGCCCGCCCGCCAUGAGCAACAGCAGCGGCGGUUGCCAAGGAGAUGGGCAGGAUGUGGACAGCGAGGCGCUGCUGCGCUGGCAGGCGGUGGGUAACCCUCGAUGCGGUGGAACAUGGCGGAAAAUCCAGAGGCGGCAGCAGUGCGACUGUCCACCACAGCACAGUUUCAUCUUCAUCUAAUGACACACACAUGUGUCACUUCUUCUUAUCGACUCUUACUGGAUGCUGCUCAGAAUAUAUUCAGGGAUGGGUCACUUUAUUAUGUACACCUGCUGUGCAGCUGUUCACCAUUAAGCUAAGCAUUAUCUUAAUGUACACAGCUCCUAAAAAUGCUUCUUUCGUAUUUUAUUCAUUUAAAAAAAAAAAGUUUCCAUUUAUUUGUCUGUAUUUCAACAUGAAAACAAACCAUGUCUUUGUUUACAAAUGACGCCCUCUAGUGGCAAGUACACCUACUACAGCAAUAAAAUAUACUUGAAUGGGUGCACUAUUAUUAAACACACAGAUAGCAUAAUGUCUCUUCAUACCUUUCCAACACAAUUAACUUUUACUUUAAAGCUGUUGCAGCCGUGCUUAACGAUGCUUGCCAUUAAAACAGCCUUCCAGGUCCUUCUCAAUUAUGUAAAAACCUUUUGACAGCCCCAUGAAAGUCACAUGCACACAUGCUGGGUGUGGUCGUUCGCCUUUCCAAAAGCUUGUGGGGCCAAAUAGUUAACAUCUUGCUGACAUGGAAUAGUCUCUGAACUUGACAGGUUCAUACUUGUUAAAAAUGACGCUGCUGUUGACGAUGACACAAAAUAAAAUGCAUUAUGUGGUUGCAGUCAGCAGUGUUGCUGUGGAUUGAAGCGGUUUGCAGUUAAAGGAGGCCAUAAUGUCAGCCAAGAUAACCUUUGAUACUCUUGAUGUGUAUUUAUCAUCUGUUGUAUGAACUGAGUAUGUACGAUUAAUUAACGACUUAAUUGCCAUAAGGUGCUACAGAAAAAUACACAUCUACAAAUGAUAAGCUUAUCAAUACGUACUGUGUUCAAAUACAUCUUCAGUCAACUUCAUGGGCCUUUACUAGAACCCUCCAACGGUCCUUCAGCAUGGUGCCCGUGCGGCCCUUAAAGUCGUCGUCCAACAAGAUCUGAGCCCACUUUCCACUGCCGUGACGCAUGACGCCAUCUUUGAGUUUCUUGUCCAGCUCGGUGGUCCAUUUCUAAAAAAAAAAAAAAAAGGCAAAACUAAGUAUAAAGCAACAUUUUGGUAAUAAAUGCUUUGAAGUGUCCAAACGAA